Magallana angulata is the source of this 2646-nucleotide messenger RNA. RefSeq names its product alpha-centractin. NCBI's taxonomy places the organism in Eukaryota, Metazoa, Mollusca, Bivalvia, Ostreida, Ostreidae. The record is from RefSeq and is a predicted model, not a curated record. The transcript is spliced from 11 exons. The coding region runs from base 73 to 1206 and encodes 377 amino acids.
GCUUGGGUCUAACUUGUAUGCACUUCCGAUCAAUAAAUGAAUGUGUCUGCAAGUUGGAGAAGUAAAUUUUAGAUGGAAUCUUACGCAGAUGUGAUAGCUAACCAGCCCGUUGUGAUAGACAAUGGUUCUGGAGUUAUCAAGGCAGGUUUUGCAGGUGACCAAGUACCUAAAUACCACUUUCCAAACUUUGUUGGAAGGCCCAAACAUGUGAGGGUUAUGGCAGGGGCACUGGAAGGAGAUGUCUUCCUUGGUCCAGAGGCAGAGGAGCAUAGAGGGCUUCUAACUAUAAGAUAUCCAAUGGAGCAUGGAAUUGUAAAGGACUGGAAUGACAUGGAGAGAAUCUGGCAGUACAUUUAUUCCAAAGACCAACUACAAACCUUUUCAGAAGAGCAUCCUGUGCUGCUAACAGAAGCUCCACUGAAUCCAAGAAGAAACCGAGAAAAAGCAGCCGAAAUCUUUUUCGAGACUUUUAAUGUACCAGCAUUAUAUAUGUCAAUGCAAGCUGUGCUUAGUUUAUAUGCCACAGGGAAAACCACAGGUGUGGUACUUGAUUCGGGGGACGGUGUGACGCAUGCUGUACCAAUAUACGAGGGUUUUGCCAUGCCCCAUAGCAUAAUGAGGUCGGACGUAGCAGGACGAGAUGUCACUCGAUACCUACGACUUCUUCUUAGGAAGGAGGGGUACAACUUCCACACUUCUGCUGAACUGGAAAUCGUAAGGACCAUCAAAGAGAGAGCCUGUUAUUUAUCUGAUAACCCCUUGAAAGAGGAGACAGUGGAGGGAGAAAAAUCACAGUACACUCUGCCUGACGGUAGUGUUAUAGAGAUUGGUCCAGCAAAGUUUCGAGCACCAGAAGUUCUAUUUCGUCCAGAUUUAAUUGGAGAAGAGUAUGAAGGUAUACAUGAAGUGCUCGCCUACUCCAUCAGAAAGUCAGACAUGGAUCUACGCCGUAUGCUCUUCUCUAAUGUGGUCCUUUCUGGAGGAUCAACACUCUUCAAAAGAUUUGGUGAUAGACUGUUAAGUGAACUGAAGAAAUUAGCACCCAAAGAUAUCAAAAUAAGGAUAUCUGCACCACAAGAAAGAUUAUACUCAACUUGGAUAGGUGGGUCAAUUUUAGCUUCUCUUGACACAUUUAAAAAGAUGUGGGUAUCAAAGCGAGAAUACAAUGAGGAAGGGUUGAAAGCCAUUCACAGGAAAACAUUCUAAUACAGCAUACGACUAGAGACUGAAUUAUUUAUGAUCAACUUACAUCCAAGGGACAAAUAAUGCUGGCAGGGGGAGUGGGAAAAGAACAAGUGCUUUUUUUUUUUUUUUUACCUUUUUAAAGUGGUAUAUGCAUUGGUGUAUACAAUUAAUUUGCAGCAGUUGUAUUGUAAUGUUUUACGGUUGAAGAGCCCCAUUUAUUUGUUAGUGCUGGUAUGAUGUAUUCUUGCCCUUAUACACUAAACUUAAGGUGCAUUCCAAUAUACUAGCAUCAUUCAGUUGGCCAACCGGUCUUCCAUGGUUCACGUAAAUAAAAUUAUGUUCACACGCACACAUUCUCUCUCUGUGCAAGAAUGCUUUAAGUAGUCAUGUAUGUCUUGUUUUUUGACUUUGUGCGAUGUUUUUGUUACAAGGGUUGUCUUUAAAUUACAAAAAAAUGACAUUUUUAUUUUGCUUGAAAUCGUCAUAGAAUUAUCAGUAGUAAUUUAUGAAUACUGGUAUUCAUUCUAAAACAAGAACUGUAGCUGUAGCUAUAUAAGAAUAUCUUGUCAAAGGGAAGCUCAACUUUCUAUUCUCUCUUUUUACCAGUAAAUUCCAUUAUUUGUUCAUAAUUCAAUUACAAGGUACAACAUCGUGUAGGAGAUAUGGGGCUUUCUAAUGUAAUGAAAUUCACACACCUGGGUGCUUUGUGUGUUCAGUUUUUAAUUGCUUUUGUAUUUCGUGCGUGCACACUUCAUACAUGUAUGCUAUUUCACAUGGCCUCAACUACUACCAAUUUAAUGACACCAUGUUUUGGGGGAAAAUAGGUUAUUUUCAAGUACUGGUUUUGUCUCCAUAGAAAUAAGCCAAUGACGAAAUUAGGUAUAAAGGAAUUUCUUUGUUGGAAUAUGAAUCUUUAAAUUAUGAAAUAUUGUUCAGACUUCUCACAGUGUAAUUAUUCACAAUAUGAUUUCAUAGAGAAGCAGGCCAGUACUUGGUCCUUAUAUUGAACCUUUGGGAGACUGGGGUGACAUUAAGUCCAAUAGAGGUCACAUGGUUGUUUUGGUGACUCUCCACACACAAAGAAGUGCAAUAACUAUUAUACAGGAUAUGUCCAUUGUGGAUAACAUAGUCAGGCUUUUUAUGAGAAUUUGAUAUUUUGUAUGGAUAAAUCAUGGGUGAAUUGUAAAGAUGCUUACACAAGUAUUAAACAAGCAAGAAAACACAAUUAACAACUGGUAUUUGUAUUUAGUUAACAUUCAACAAUAUUUUUUAAAUUAUAUACAAGACCAAAACAAUUGUGAAUUUUGAAAGAGAAAUAGAGAUGUAGAAUUUUUUAUUUUAAUGCAUUUUUUUCAUAUCUUGUAGAUUGGUACAAAUUUGGUAUCUAAAAAUCAUAGAAAUAAUAAUAAUAAAUGUACAUGUAUAUAAGACAACCAAAUGAAUAAAUCUUGUUUCAAAUCA